Molecule: messenger RNA, 2916 nt
Organism: Triticum aestivum (bread wheat)
Lineage: Eukaryota; Viridiplantae; Streptophyta; Magnoliopsida; Poales; Poaceae
Product: beta-galactosidase 3-like
Exons: 18
Coding region: 68-2701 (877 amino acids)
Biological process (GO): carbohydrate metabolic process
Molecular function (GO): carbohydrate binding; hydrolase activity, hydrolyzing O-glycosyl compounds
Source: RefSeq, a predicted model, not a curated record
ACCACCACCGCCGCGCCGUACUGCCAACACACACUGCCACGGCAUCACCUCGACCUCGACUCCAGCCAUGGCCACCGCCGCCGGCCGGCUGCUCCCCUUGCUCCUGCUGCUGCAUGCGUUGCUCGUCGUUGCCGGGGCCGCAGUCUCCGGUGUGACGUACGACCACCGCUCCCUCAUCAUCUCCGGCCGCCGCCGCCUUCUCAUCUCCACCUCCAUCCACUACCCGCGCAGCGUGCCCGCGAUGUGGCCCAAGCUGGUGGCGGAGGCCAAGGACGGCGGCGCCGACUGCAUCGAGACCUACGUCUUCUGGAACGGCCAUGAGACCGCCCCCGGCAAGUACUAUUUCGAGGAGCGGUUCGAUCUGGUGCAGUUCGCGAGGGUCGUCAAGGACGCCGGGCUCUUCCUGAUUCUGCGCAUCGGCCCCUUCGUCGCCGGCGAGUGGAACUUCGGGGGCUUGCCGGUGUGGCUGCAUUACAUUCCCGGGACGGUGUUCCGGACGAACAACGAGCCAUUCAAGGUGAGGGUGGACUGUGAAUUCUGUAGUGUUUCUGUCAAGUCUGCCAGUUUGGGUGAUGAACUGACAAUCCUGGUGAUAUUAUUUCUUCUCUGGAUGCAGUCUCACAUGAAGGGCUUCACGACGAAAAUCGUGGACAUGAUGAAGAAAGAGCGGUUCUUCGCCUCCCAGGGCGGGCACAUCAUCCUAGCUCAGAUUGAAAAUGAGUAUGAAGGUACCGAACAAGCAUACGGGGCUGGCGGCAAGGCAUACGCAGCGUGGGCGGCUAGUAUGGCUCUGGCUCAGAACACGGGCGUCCCUUGGAUCAUGUGCCAGCAGUCUGAUGCUCCUGAUCAUGUGAUAAACACCUGCAAUUCAUUCUAUUGCGAUCAAUUCAUGCCAAAUUCGCCAACCAAGCCAAAAAUUUGGACAGAGAAUUGGCCAGGAUGGUUCCAGAAUUUUGGUGAAGCUAAUCCCCACAGACCCGCCGAGGAUGUUGCAUUUUCUGUUGCGCGUUUCUUUGGAAAAGGUGGCACCGUUCAGAAUUACUAUGUGUACCAUGGUGGAACAAACUUUGGUCGCACUACUGGGGGGCCCUUCAUUACAACUAGCUAUGACUAUGAUGCACCAAUUGAUGAAUAUGGCCUUAGGAGGCUUCCAAAAUGGGGACAUCUGAGGGAGCUUCACAAAUCCAUAAGAAUGUGUGAACAUAGUCUGCUUUAUGGUAACUCAACGUCAUUUUCUCUUGGGCCUCAACAAGAGGCCGAUGUUUACACCGAUCACUCAGGAGGAUGUGUUGCAUUCCUAUCUAACAUUGACUCGGAAAAGGACAAAGUUGUCACUUUCAGGAAGAGAAAAUAUGAUCUUCCCGCCUGGUCAGUUAGCAUCCUACCUGACUGCGAGAAUGUGGUUUACAACACAGCCAAGGUUCGAUCUCAAACUUCGAUGGUCGACAUGGUUCCGGAAACUUUGCAAGCAUCGAAACCUGAUCAGUGGAGCAUUUUCAUGGAGAAAAUUGGUAUUUGGGAUAAAAAUGACUUCAUACGAAAUGGAUUUGUAGACCAUAUUAAUACGACAAAAGACUCUACUGACUACCUGUGGCACACAACAAGUUUUAAGGUAGACAGAAGUUACCCCACAAGUGGGAAGCAUCCAAUUCUUAAUAUCGACUCCAAGGGCCAUGGUGUUCACGCUUUCCUGAAUGACAUGCUUAUAGGUAGUGCAUUUGGUAAUGGCUCAAAAUCAAGUUUCAGUGUGCACAUGCCCAUCAACUUGAAGACUGGGAAGAAUGAAAUUGCACUAUUGAGUAUGACUGUUGGAUUGCAAAAUGCAGGAGCCCGUUAUGAAUGGGUAGGAGCGGGCCUUACAACUGUGAACAUCUCUGGAAUGGAAAAUGGAACCAUAGACUUAUCUUCAAAUGACUGGGCAUACAAGAUUGGGUUGGAAGGCGAACGCUACAGUUUGUUCAAGCCCGAUCAAGGGAAUAACCAAAGGUGGAGGCAACAAUCUGAACCACCAAAGGAUCAACCUUUGACAUGGUACAAGGUAAAUGUUGAUGUUCCACAAGGAGAUGACCCAAUUGGGCUAGACAUGCAAUCUAUGGGGAAAGGCCUGGCCUGGUUGAAUGGAAAUGCCAUAGGGAGGUACUGGCUUAGGACUAGUUCUUCUGAUGAUAGGUGCACUCCUAGCUGCAACUAUAGAGGACAAUUUUCUCCAGACAACUGCAGGACUGGAUGUGGGAAGCCAACUCAAAGAUGGUACCAUGUCCCAAGGUCAUGGUUUCACCCAUCGGGGAAUACCCUCGUGGUUUUUGAGGAGCAGGGUGGGGAUCCAACAAAGAUCACAUUCUCAAGAAGAGUUGCAACAAGUGUUUGCUCCUUUGUGUCGGAGAGCUAUCCUUUUAUUGUUGACCUGGAGUCCUGGGAUAAAAAUAUGUCAGAUGAUGGUAGAGUUGCAUCUGAAGCACAGUUGUCUUGCCCCGAGGGCAAAAUUAUCUCUUCAGUUAACUUUGCGAGCUUUGGAGACCCUAGUGGAACUUGCAGAUCCUACCAACAAGGAAGCUGCCACCACCCAGACUCUCUAUCUGUUGUUAAGAAGGCCUGUCUGAACAACAAUGGCUGCACAGUUUCACUAGCAGACAAGGGAUUUGGAAAAGAUUUAUGUCCCGGAGUCAUCAAAACACUUGCCAUUGAAGUGGACUGCUCUUAGUGAGUCCUACUCAGCUAGGAGUUCCACCACUACAAAUCUACUCAUCAACAAUCAAAUUCGAAAGCUUUAAUACCUUUAAACAACAAGGUGAAAGCGGAAGCUUACCUAGAUCAAGGUUCAGAUUUCUUGUGAGCAUGAUAAUAAGUGUUCCGUUGAUUGAGACAAUGGCGAUUGGCGGUGUCUGCUGGAAGUGUUGUAACGCCCCGAGACCGACG